AUGGCCACUUUCACCCCCACCGUCCUCUGGGCCCAGCGCAACAACCUCAUCUACCUGACGGUUGAUGUGCCCGAUAUCGACACCAACACCGACGACAUCAUCAUCACCGAGGACAAGAUCGACUUCCGCGUGACCGGCUCCGGCGGCAAGGUCUACGCCUUCACCAUCGAGUUCUUCGCUCAGGUCAACCCUGAUGAGUGCACCCGCGAGAUCACCGGCCGCCAUGCCUUCUUCACCAUCAGCAAGAAGGCCGACGGCUUCUGGGAUCGCCUGAACAAGGGCAGCGCCAAGCUCCCCUUCGUCAAGACCGACUUCGCCCGCUGGGUCGACGAGGACGAGUCCGACGACGAGCCCGACUUCCCCGGCGCCGGCGGCAUGGGCGGCUUCGGUGGCGCCGGCGGCUUCGGCGGCAUGGGCGGCGCCGGUGGCGGCAUGGGCGACGUCGACAUGGCGGCCCUCCUGAGCCAGCUGCAGCAGGGCGGUGGCGGCAUGGGCGGCUUCCCCGGCAUGGGCGACGAGUAA
Molecule: messenger RNA, 522 nt
Organism: Fonticula alba
Lineage: Eukaryota; Rotosphaerida; Fonticulaceae
Exons: 4
Coding region: 1-522 (173 amino acids)
Biological process (GO): chaperone-mediated protein complex assembly; protein folding
Cellular component (GO): nucleus; cytosol
Molecular function (GO): protein-folding chaperone binding; Hsp90 protein binding
Source: RefSeq, a predicted model, not a curated record